Parascedosporium putredinis is the source of this 2004-nucleotide messenger RNA. Lineage: Eukaryota; Fungi; Ascomycota; Sordariomycetes; Microascales; Microascaceae. The record is from the annotation of a GenBank genome assembly.
AUGCAAAUGCGCCCGCCACACCCUCCCGCGAGCUUGCCGACCGAGAUCGAGCCAUCAUACAUCACUCAUACCCCUGACAUCGACCCCCGACACUUUCGUCGAACCUUCUUUGGCAUCUUCCAGGAGGCUCCGCGCCGCAUCCGGACAAACGAAUUCGAGCCCGGCUGGCCACUCGUCCUGUCUUGGCGCACGCGGGUGCUCGAGAACCUCCGACCGCCCGUGCGAGAAGAGCUUGUGGACGCCUUUCGCCAGCUUUUUCAGCACAAGCUCGAGUUUGGAGCUCCAGUCAAUAGCACACAGGCUCUCCAAUGCUACCGCCUCUUCACUUACCUCCUGACUGCCGCUCGAGAUGCCCUGCUUCUCGUCCCCAAGGAUAACCUCAAGAACCAUCUCGACUUCUCUCGCGCCCUAUACCACGAGAUUGUGCGCCAGCGCCAGCUCGAGAGCCAAUUCGGCGUGCCGGAGGAGGAGCCGGAGGUUUUGGUUCGAGAGGACACGGGGAACCGCUGGCCUACGACCCAGACGUACGCGGCAAUCAUCAAGUUUUCGAGGCGGACCGGGCUGCAGGAUUGGGUCAAUGAAGCAUUCAAGGCCCUCAUCGACCACAACCCGCGCAAAGCGCAUUGGGAUGUCAUCUUCCAGUGGGCCGUGUUUUGUAGAGACGAAGGCGUGGAAGGCGUCAAGCACAUGAUUGACAUCAUGGUCAAAAACAACCCGGAAAACGAGUCGGCGCGGCCAGACAUUGAUACCAUCAACGGAUUAAUCCGCACCGCCAUGGAGAAGAACGAUCCUUACCUCGCCGAGCGGUUUUUAGCCCUGGCAUCCGAGCUGGGCAUAAGCCCCAACUCUACGACUUACAUUCUCCAGAUGGAUUAUCGCAUCGACGCCAAGGAUCUCUCCGGCGCCAAAGCGGCAUACCAGGACAUCCUGCGAACCGAAAUACAGGACGACGAGGAUCUCGCGGUGAUCAACAAGUAUAUACGGGCGCUGUGUGGGUUGGAGAGGCCGCUGCUCAAGAGCAUUCACGAAACCAUGGCCAACCUUGAGCACCGCCUCGUGACCUUGGACCCGGAGACCGUGGUUGCUCUGUGCAUGGCCUUCCUCAAGAACGACGACCAGUACGACGUCAUUGACACCUUGGCGGUCCACGUCUUCCACUACAGCAGUGAGCAGCGAGAGCAGAUCCGAAGCGCAUUUGUGGAGUUCAUACUAGAGGAGAAGAAUAGCACCUCGCGAGUCUGGGACGCCUACCAACUUCUCAUGCAAUUCUUCCCCGAGACAACGCGCGGGUGCCGCGUCAAAGUCAUGGGCGCCUUUUUCGACCGCAAGCGGGCCGACAUGGCCACCGGCGUAUUUAUGCACAUGAAGGAACAUGUCAACCGCGACUUCCGCCCCACGGUGGACGAGUAUGUUGUGAUGCUCGAGGGCUUAGGCCAAGUCCCAGACGAGGCCAGCCUCGAAAGCGUCCACAAUAUGCUCAAGAUUGACACAAACGUCCAAUCGUGUACCAAACUUUCCAAUGCCCUCAUGAUCGCUCUCGGUGCCUGCGGAAGAUCCCUCCGCGCUCUCGACAUCUGGCACGACAUCUCUCGCUCAGCCGAGGGCCCUUCCUACGCCAGCUUGGAAAUCAUCUUUGCCGUUUUGGAGAAGAAGCCGUUUGGCGACGAGGAUGCCAAAGCGAUAUGGAGGAGCAUGGAGAGGAUGGAGCUCGAGAUCCCUCCUUCCGUCUUUGCAGCUUACUGCGGAAGCCUGGCCGGGAAUGCCCGGCUGGACGAGGUCAAGAGCCUAAUCAAGGGAAUGUCGAGGACGGUCGGAUAUGACCCCGACUCCAUGAUCCUCGGAGUCGCACACAACGCGCUUCGUUCUCCUAAACUGCAAGCUGACUUUCAGGCAUGGGCCCUGAGUCAAUACCCAGACCUCUGGGCCGAGCUCGAGAGGCUUGGCCGGAGACGGACGGAAGGGUAUCUCUCCGUAUUCAAAAUUUCGCGCAAUCUCAAAGCGUGA